CUAUUACUGACUAUCUUUAGUUGUCCACGUAACAAAUUCGAUGGAAAACAAUGGAAGCAGCAUCCAUUUCCACGGUAUUCGCCAGAACUACACUAAUCCGAACGACGGAGUUUCCUCUAUCACUCAAUGUCCGACUGCACCUGGAGAAUCAACAACCUACACAUGGAGAGCCACCCAAUACGGGACAACCUGGUACCAUUCUCACUUUGCUCUUCAAGCCUGGAAUGGUAUUCUAGGUGGAAUCAUUAUCAAUGGGCCAUCAACAGCCAACUACGAUAACGAUAUGGGCGUGAUGUUUCUCAAUGACUGGACUCAUCAAACCGUUGAUCAAGUUUAUAUUACUGCUGAAACUUCGGGACCACCAACCUUAGAUAACGGCCUUAUCAAUGGUACUAAUGUUUACGGAGAUCUCGGUUCUCGCUUCAACAUGACUUUCACAGCUGGUGAAUCAUAUAGAAUCCGUCUUAUUAAUGGGGCCGUUGACACUCACUGGAAGUUCAUGAUUGAUUCGCACAAUUUGACGGUCAUGGCUAUGGACCUUGUCCCUAUUGAGCCUUACGAGACCAAUGUCCUCAGCAUUGGAAUGGGUCAACGAUACGACAUUGUCGUGAACGCUUCUCAGACAUCUGGCAACUUCUGGAUUCGUGCCAUCCCACAAACGUCCUGCAGUGACAACGACAAUGCCGACAACAUCAAAGGUAUACUUAAGUAUGACUCCACGGAUACCACAGAGCCCACCUCGUCCGCAUACUCCUAUAUCGACAGCUGCGAUGAUGAAGAUAUGUCCGACCUCGUCCCGUACCUUGCCCUCGAUGCCAGUGCCGAUACCGAGGAGGAUGAUUUUGCUGUCACAGUCGGAAAAGUCAACAACUUGUUCAAAUGGUACAUGGCAGCCACUACUUUCGUCGCCGAAUGGGAUGACCCAACUCUUCUCCAAAUCUACAACAACGAUACCAACUUCACCACCUCCUCUCAUGUCAUCGAGGUCGAUACCGCUGAUGAAUGGGUCUACUUUGUCAUCGAGACUACCCAGACUGUGCCUCAUCCCAUCCAUCUACACGGGCAUGAUUUCUAUGUUUUGGGCCAAGGAACUGGAACUUACGAUGCUGACACUACCACACUCACUACCACCAACCCACCCAGAAGAGACGUUGCCAUGCUGCCUAGCUCAGGAUACCUCGUCAUCGCAUUCCUGACUGACAAUCCAGGCGCUUGGUUGUUGCAUUGCCACAUCGGAUGGCACACAUCUGAAGGUUUCGCUCUUCAGAUUGUUGAGCGAUACAGCGAAAUUGCUGCUCUCAUCGACUACGAUACCAUGAACUCGACUUGUGCCGCCUGGGAUACUUAUGUUGCUGCUGACGAUAUCGUUGAAGACGAUUCUGGAGUUUAGGUGUCUGCUUUUUGGAUGAAUGUGAGGGAUUGCAGAUGAUUGAGAAAUUGCUGUUGCUCUUUGCACUAUACCACUGCGUUUUCUUCUAUUGUUUUUUUUGUUUUGCAAUGGUAUGGAGUCAUUCUUUUGGUUGGGAGAUUAGAUAUGAGGGUUUGAGGAGCAUUGGGGACUUGGAAAGCGUUGGUGCAUUCUUUCAUGGGGCGGAGUUGAGCAUUGUAGAUGGGAUGGGUGUACAUUUCAUACAUUUCGUACACGAUAUACUAAAAGUUCUCACUCUAUACUUCGAUCUCUAGCUCUCAUUUUAGGGUACGGUUUCCUGAAGUAGGGGCGAGUUGUUCAUUUGCUCCCGCUGUUUCCUCUCGGC
Mollisia scopiformis is the source of this 1754-nucleotide messenger RNA. RefSeq names its product putative laccase-2. Lineage: Eukaryota; Fungi; Ascomycota; Leotiomycetes; Helotiales; Mollisiaceae. The transcript is spliced from 6 exons. The record is from RefSeq and is a predicted model, not a curated record. Gene Ontology annotation, molecular function: copper ion binding; oxidoreductase activity. Bases 41 to 1390 code for a protein of 449 amino acids.